GUGAAGCAUUUGGGGCAGGGAACCAGUCUAGACAUAGGGGCACCUGCUUCAUCCGGGCACUUCGUCAACAUCGCUGCAACAAGAUGGCGGUACAAGGCGACAAGAAGCUCUCUGAGUUGCGUGUUGUUGAUUUACGUCAGGAAUUAGAGACACGUGGUUUAGACAAGGCUGGUGUGAAAGCUGUAUUACACGAAAGGCUUGCAAAGGCACUAGAGGACGAAGGGCAUGACCCAGAUGAGUACACAUUUGCAGUCUCGGAUGCUACACCCAAAAAGGCAGAAGAAAAGAAAAGUACUCGAUUAAAAGAAAAACCAAAGGGAGAGGAAGGAGAGGAAGAGGAUGAUGAAGAAGAAUUUUUUGAAGAGGACAUUGAGGGUGAACCGGAUGAAAGUGAGGACAUUCUGGAUGAUGUUAUCCUGGACCUUGGCGAGGAUGCUGAAGCAGAGGAAAUGGGUACCGGUGAAGAGGAUGCGUUUGAGGUUGAUGUUUCAGAGGUUGAUGAAGAGGAAGCCCCUCAAGAUGAUGAAGAAAUGGAAAUGGAUGUUGGUGAGGAGGAUGGUUUAGUUGACUUGGGUGAGGAACUUGAAGGGGACGGAGAGAUGCCAGCUGAAGGUGGCGAAGAAGAUGCUGACCCUGAAGAAGACGCUUAUCCUGAAGAAGACGCUGAGAUGGAGACAGAGAUUAUAGACGAGACGGAGCCAGAGGAACCAGAGACUGUUGAGGAACUGACUGAGGUUGUGACUGUUCCUGAAGUCACCCCAGUUCCUGUUCCCACCCCUACUAAGUCGACUUCACCAGUAAAGACCAAGGCUGCCACGCCAGCAGCUAAAUCAACACCUGCGCCAAAAGCAGCUGCUGCAAAAACUGCUCCCAAAGUUACUCCUCCCAAGACAGCACCUGCCAAGAUAGCACCUGCCAAGACAGCACCUGUGAAAACACCUGUGAAACAGGCAGCUGCAAAAUCCCCUGCAGCAAAGCCAGCAGCCACACCUAAGAGUGCUGCAGCAGCAGCAGCAGCAGCACCACCAGCACCAACAUCAACUCCAGCCAAAACUACGACCCCUGCAAAGACACAGGCUGCACAGAAAGCUCCAGUGAAGACUGCCACCCGAUCUUCCUCACCAAGAGUAGCAGCAGCAGCAAAGGCAGCAUCAACUGCACCUGGAAAAACUGCAGAAACGCCACCAGCAGCAGCAGCAACAACAGCAACAAAGACAGUAACAGCUAAGACAGUAACAGCUAAGACAGUAACAGUGAAGACAGCAACAGCAAAGACAGCAACAGCAAAGACGGCAACAGUCAAGACAGCAACAGCAAAGAAGGAUGUUCCAAAGGAUCAAGUCACCCUGUUUGAACCAACAGAUGAUUCCUUUGAUGUGAGUGUUGAUGACACUCAGGUGAAUGAGAUUGAUGCCGAUCUGAAGGAUGACAAAGGAGAAGAGAAACCUGUCGGAGCUGACGCCACAGCAACAUCUGAGGAGGACAAGGGAGGUGACUGCGAGACGAUCAAAGUGAAAACUGAGGAAAAAAGCAUGAUAGCUGAAGAGGACAUAAAAAAAGAGAAAAAAGAAGAUGCAAAACCUGCCAAGAGCUCUGAAGGCAAGGACAGCAAGGAGAAGGACACGAAGGGCAGCCAGCAUAGUCGCAACCUGUGGGUGAGUGGCCUGUCCUCUUCUACUAGAGCUACGGACCUCAAGUCACUUUUCAGCAAAUAUGGAAAGGUUAUUGGAGCUAAGGUUGUGACCAAUGCUCGCAGUCCAGGGUCACGAUGCUAUGGGUUUGUGACGAUGUCAUCAGCGGAAGAGGCCUCCAAGUGCAUUCAGCACUUACAUCGGACCGAACUACACGGGAAGAUGAUAUCGGUGGAAAAGGCAAAGAAUGAACCAGGUGGGCCCAGUAAGGCAGCUUUAGCACAGAAACCUGAAGACAAGAAGCCAUCUGACAAGAAGGAAGGGGAAAAGAAAGAUGGGGAGAAGAAAGUGGAGAAGAAAGAUGACAGGAAGCCUGUGACCCGGGAUAAUCGGUCCAAUAGACGUCCAGCCGGAAGGUCUCCUCGCCAUGACGACCGCGUUAGGAGAGAUGCUAGACACCCAGAGAAGAAGCAGGAUGAUAAACGAUCGACAGAUACUAAGAGAGCUUCAACAACAUCACCGAAAUCAGCAGAGAAGCAGAAACCCGAAGAGAAGACAGAAGGAGAGGUGAAGAAAGAGGAAGAUGGAGAAAAGGAGGAGAAGAAAUCUGAAUCGGGCAAAUCCCAGUCCAAGAAUUCUAAAGAUUACAUACUUUCAUUUGAAGAAAUCAAGACUGAGAGGGAAAAAGAACGCCUCCGUAUAAAAGAAAAUGCCCUUCGUGGUGAGGAGCAAAGGAGACUGUCGGAACUUGAGAGACAACGUUCAAGACAAAAGCAGAUUCAUAUGCGUCAACGAGAAGAAGCAAUGCGACUUGAACGAGAGAAACUGAAACUGAGACAAGAGCGGGAAAGGCUUGAGCGAGACCGCAUGGAAACAGAGAGACUACUCCUGGAACGAGAAAGACUGGAGAGGCAGAGAAUCGAACAACUUCGACUGGAGCAACGCAGACUGGAGGAGCAGGUCAGAGCAGCAAAAAGACCAUUUGAAAAACUUGCCAGUCGUCACGACGAUGACUACUGGAGUGGACCCAUUAAACGACCUACAUCUGAUCGAUACGAUAAUUAUGGUGAUUCGAGACGAGAUAAUCGCUUUGACCGGAGUGACAAUGGCGACAGGAAAGUGGAGCGAUAUGAUAGGCGUGAUAAUCGUAAUACUGAUACUCGUGGUUCUAACAGAGGACGCAUGGAAGACCGAAAUGAUCGUCGAGAAGACAGACGCGGAGACAGCUUUGCAGAUACUCAGAGAAACACAAGAGACGAUAGACGAGAUACGCGGACACAUUCCCGUCAGGAAGAUAACAGACGAGACUUCAACAGAAGUCGAGAUGAUGACCGACGGACCGCGAGGUCACCUCAGCGGCAUGAUUCCCGGAAUGACUGGAAAUCAGAUAGAGACACACGCUUGGUGGUGGCGAGUGGACGGGACACCUGGCAGGGUCAAAGUGGCUCUGGGGUGCAAGAUGACAGGCGUGGCAAAAGUUAUAAUUCUGGAUCGGGUAUGAUGUCAAACGGUGCUAAUUCAAAUCAACGUCAGGUGUGGGGAAAUAACAGCGACCGUAGCAAGAUAGACCCGUCAUGGGGCCAUGGUGUUAUGGACAACUCUGCGACUCGGGGAGGCGGCGGCAGUGGCGGUGGCAGCGGCGGCGGCGACCGAUGGAUGGGCGGAGUCACGGGUACACACAGUGACCGAGGAGGAGGAGGAGGGUUCAACAUGGGGGGGAGUGGGGGACUGAUCAACAACAUGGGGGGAACAGGACUGUACAUGGCUGCUGCCCCACAAAACACAAACCUCAUGAUGAUGGGGGGCAUAACAAGACAACCAGAGGCCCGCUAUUUGCAACAAGGAACGGUGCGCAGAUUCUAGAUGGAAAGUUGUUGUAUGGAUGUUGGUCACUAUGUGUUACUGCAGUGUUCAGGUUGUGCUCAUGUACGAUAAAUUGCAUUUUCAAAUGUGUGAUCCAUUGAAUUCCUUGGCCUGAAUUUUGUCCGUUUAAAAAUUGAUGAUGUGACCAGUGUGAAUCACAUGGAAAAUAACUUGAGGGGUAGACAGGAAAUAUGGGGCUGCUUCUUGCAGGAAGUGUUGAGUGUUCUCCUGGUCUUGUACACAUUGUUUGAUACUUCAUGUGUUUACGCCAGCUAAACAACGAUGGGCUUGGAAACCUGUCAUUUGGUUUAAGAUACAUAUUUCAUUUUAUGAUUAAUGUUUGAAAAAGCUGAGAAACAUGCAGGUGUUGUCGAAACGUAAUAUUCAUCAGAACCACUAAGUCGAUGCACCUGCAUUCUAUGGGACAAAAGUUUAUAUUUUCUAUCCAAUAAUUUCUAGUCGUUUGUACAAGAUAUUAACAGCUUUUAUAUCCAGCCAAGUCAGCAUUUGUACAUUUCCAUGUCCAUCCACAGCUGUGUCAACAACACGUCACAUCACAUCAUUUUUGUCCAUCUGCAAGUCAAGUCAUAUUUUAUUAAUGUUAUGCAUGUUACCAUGACUCCUCCCUUGGGUGACAAAUUUUAUGUUGUUAGAAGCUUGUCAGAUCAGCUUAUUUCCAAUCAUUGACACCCACUCAUUGUAUUUCCUUGUUUGUUGGUGUGUGUUGGGUGGGGGUGGGGUACAAAGGAAUCGUACAUAUCUCCACUUCACUCAGUCAUUAUAUGGUAAAGAAAAAGCUGUUCGGUCAUCAAUGACUUGCUUUUGUUAUAAUAUUACUGUGUAGGAUAAACACCCCUCUUCUGCUUGAGAUUGUAAGACCAUGAGUGAGGACAGAAAGUUGAGACAAAACAGUCGCACUUUACCGCAACUUUUUCCCUUGGGUCUUACUAUCCACAGCAUAACAGAGGAGUUUUUUGUGUGACUUCAAUAACGAUAAAUAACAAUCAAAUAUUUCCGAAUAAAAUAAGAAAAUAUGUCAAAUAGAACAAAUAUAAGUAUCUUCUUUGGACUUAGACAGACUUGGUAUUUUUAUGACAUUAUUCAGUUGCGAUUGCACAUUUCAGUUUAUGAUCAAUUUAUAUGGUAUAUAAUAAAACAACUUUAUUCAA
This is a messenger RNA of Haliotis rufescens (red abalone), 4663 nucleotides long. Its product is annotated as scaffold attachment factor B1-like. The record is from RefSeq and is a predicted model, not a curated record. The transcript has 19 exons. Gene Ontology annotation, biological process: regulation of transcription by RNA polymerase II; regulation of mRNA processing. Gene Ontology annotation, molecular function: RNA binding; sequence-specific DNA binding. Bases 84 to 3494 code for a protein of 1136 amino acids. Gene Ontology annotation, cellular component: nucleus. NCBI's taxonomy places the organism in Eukaryota, Metazoa, Mollusca, Gastropoda, Lepetellida, Haliotidae.